This is a messenger RNA of Stereum hirsutum FP-91666 SS1, 1500 nucleotides long. RefSeq names its product MFS general substrate transporter. The transcript is spliced from 11 exons. Gene Ontology annotation, molecular function: transmembrane transporter activity. Lineage: Eukaryota; Fungi; Basidiomycota; Agaricomycetes; Russulales; Stereaceae. Gene Ontology annotation, cellular component: membrane. Gene Ontology annotation, biological process: transmembrane transport. The coding region runs from base 1 to 1500 and encodes 499 amino acids. The record is from RefSeq and is a predicted model, not a curated record.
AUGCUAAACUCGGUCGAAAGUCAACAUAACGACAAGGACAGUGGCCUCAAAAUCCAUAGCCUGUCCUCCACCGAUCUUCGUACCAUUGAGCGCUCGGCGACAUGGAAGAUUGAUCUUUUUAUUGUCCCCCUCGUCGGCAUGUACUUCCUUGUUUAUUUGUUAGCAUCUGACUACUAUCGGCAUAGAAAUAUCGGAAAUGCACGUAUCGCUGGUCUCGAAAAGGAUCUCAAGAUGACAGACCACCAGUUCUCUACCGCUCUCACUGUUACAUACGUUCCGUAUAUCAUCAUGGAACUACCGAUGAACCUUCUCAUGAAACGGAUCGGGGCGAACAUAACCCUCCCAUUGAUGGUGACGCUCUGGGGCAUGGUUACUGCCUGUCAAGGAGCUGUCAAGACCUAUGGAGGACUUCUGGCAUGCCGCUUCUUUCUCGGAGCUCUUGAAGGCGGGUUGUUCCCUGGAAUCGUGUUGUACUUGUCGUCAUUUUACAAGAGACAUGAUAUGCAACUUCGUUUUUCUUGCAUGUUCUCUGUGACCUCACUUGCAGGCGCAUUCUCCGGAUUGUUAGCUGCGGCCAUACAGAAUAUGCAUGGUCUGAGGGGUCUUCAUGGCUGGGCGUGGAUCUUCAUAUUGGAGGGAGUAUUCACGGCAUGCUUUGGCCUUGCUACUUUCUUCAUCAUUCCAGCCACGCCGGCGCACAUGCCUUUCCUCUCAUCUUCAGAAAAGGAAGUCUAUCUCCAGAGUCUCGCCGAUGAUUGGAGUGGCGACUCUGAGAUCGAGGUGUUCCGCUGGUCCGAGGUGACAAGUAUAUUCACGGACGCUCCCCAUAUAUUGCUGGGUUGCGUGCCGUUGUUUUUCAGCGGUGUAACGUUAUUUGGUCUGGCGAACUUUACUCCGACCAUCGUCAACGCUCUUGGAUUUAGCCCUACGCACAGCCAGCUCUUGACAGUCCCUCCCUACGCAUGCUCUUUCUUCAUCAGCAUUCUUUGCUCUUACCUAUCCGACAAGUACAGGCAAAGAGGACUGAUGGCAGUGUUCGUCAGUCUGGUUGCCUCUGCAGGAUACGCUAUCUUCCUCGGGACGUCAAAUAAACACGCGAAUUACGGAGCCCUAUUCCUUCAGAUCAUCGGUGUUUACUCCAUCGCGCCCUGUCUCGGCACCUGGCAGUCCAACAAUGCUCAGCCGCAUUAUAGACGGGCGACGGCCGUCGCGCUUUCUUUCAUUUGUACCAAUCUCGGAGGUAUCGUAUCUACCUGGAUAUUCAUCGGUCCACCACGCUUCCACAUCGCUUCGUCCAUCAACCUAUCCUUUUCACUCGGAAUCGUGGUCUCCUGCUUCCUACUCGUUUUGUAUCUGCAUAGGCUGAAUCACCGAAAACAUGUGGAGGUUGAGAGAUUGCUUAGGGAGGAGGGACCCGGCAUGGAUGGGGGAGCAUGGAACUCGGAGAGUGAGAGGAAGAAGCUGGGGGACAGACACCCGAGGUUCGAGUAUACGUUGUAG